AUGCGACCGAGUUGGAAAUCCCAAGUGGAGUGGUCCCCGGCCGCAACCUCGCCGCUGCGAAGUUCACAGUCAAGUAACCACGCCGCGCGAAUUUCUUUCGGAUGGCGUGCUUAAACUAUAGCAAAUCAUAGCAUUCUCCCGCGAACGGCAAGCUUCGGCGGACGAAUCCAAGGUGUGAAGUGACCGCUAGAGCCGGUGUGACCGCGCGAUCCACGUCCUCACGCCGACCUUGUCUUCGAUCACUCUCACUCAGAGUUCAUCGACAUGGCUUCGAUGCGCAACGUUAUCAAAGGUGUGAGCUUCAAGCUUAAGUGGCAAACGUUAGCCUCCGGACGUCGUUCGCUGUCCACAACGCGUGCGCUAGGCGCUCAGCUCACCGUCCGGGAUGCCCUCAACUCGGCCAUGGACGAGGAGAUGGAGCGCGAUGAGCGGGUUUUCCUGAUCGGCGAAGAAGUGGCCCAGUACGACGGUGCCUACAAGGUGAGCCGAGGCCUUUGGAAGAAGUACGGCGACAAACGCGUCAUCGACACGCCCAUCACGGAGAUGGGCUUCGCCGGCAUCGCAGUCGGCGCCGCUUUCGCCGGCCUCAGGCCGAUCUGCGAGUUCAUGACGUUCAACUUCGCCAUGCAAGCCAUCGAUCAGGUGAUAAACUCGGCCGGCAAGACCUUCUACAUGUCGGCCGGUCACAUCGCGGUGCCCAUCGUGUUUCGAGGACCCAACGGCAACGCAGCCGGCGUAGCCGCCCAGCAUUCACAGUGCUUCGCUGCUUGGUACGGUCACUGCCCCGGCCUCAAAGUCAUCUCGCCCUACAGCGCGGAGGAUUGCAAGGGUCUGCUCAAGUCGGCCAUCCGAGACCCCGAUCCCGUCGUCUUCCUCGAGAACGAGCUCAUGUACGGCCACGCGUUUGAGGUGUCCGACGAGGUGAAGAGCAAGGACUUUCUCGUGCCCAUCGGCAAAGCCAAGAUCGAGAGGCCCGGUCAGCACGUUACCCUAGUGUCGCACUCCAAGGCGGUAGGCGUGUGUCUGGACGCCGCCAAGCAGCUGGCGACCCAAGGCGUCGAGUGCGAGGUGAUCAACCUUCGUAGCAUCCGGCCUCUCGACGAGGAGGCUAUCCAGCAGUCAGUCAUGAAGACCAACCGGCUGAUUACGGUCGAGAACGGCUGGCCCCACUUCGGCGUCGGAGCAGAAAUCUGCGCCAGCAUCGUCGAGAGUCCCGCGUUCGACUACCUCGACGCCCCUGUCAUUCGUGUGACGGGCGCGGACGUACCGAUGCCCUACGCAGCCACGCUCGAGCAAGAGGCAGUGCCCACAGAAGCUCACGUCGUGCUAGCCGUCAAGAAGUUGCUGAACAUGCAGUGAAGUGACUACGAAGCUAGAGAUCCCACACACGUCCUUGUUCGAAGUUAAGGCAGCCGGCCCUGAAGCUUUGGUUUUCGCACUUUGUUAAUGCAGCCAGCUUUUCUAUUUUUUUUUCCCCUCGUUUUUUAGAUAGGUCUGAUUUUCAGUGUUAUGGCUUCAGAGCAAAGUGUAGCCUCUUAAUCUGCAGCAUGUGCAGAAUCGUGUGCUGUAACUGCACGAGGUCACCACCAGACCCUUCAAGUGAUCCGUGCCAUGAGUGGCCCUUGCUGCGUUUCUUUCAAAGUUCAAGCUGUGCCAUUAUAGCCUCAUCCAUUGCUGCAAGUGCAGUGAUGUCUCACGAGAUUUGUGGGUUUCACCUGUAUGCUCCUUUGUGACACACUAACAUGUGCACAAUGUGUAACACAGCCAAAUGAGGGAGCAAAGAAAAAGUACUUAGUAAGCGCUCCAAUCAAGAGGAACUCAGCAGACCGAUUCAGUCUUGUCGGAAGUCCACUUGCUUCCUAUUAAAGAUUUAUUGGUCGUAACUGUCUCUCACUGGAUUAUCAACAGAACUCGUGGAUUCUGUUAGUAUUUUUUGACUGUGAAAAAACUAGCAAAUUAUAUUGAUUGUGAGAAACAUGUCGACAAUGAGAUCUCGAGUGUGGUCAAAGUGAGCACAGCUGUACUGCUAUGUGUAUUCAUUUUAGCUUACAACUUCAAAGCCAGGAAGGUGAUCGUGAAACUGAGAUUUACAGGCUGUUGUGUGUGCAGGCUUUGUUCAGGUGCUUGAUAUUUCUGCAAAGGGUGGUCAUGUCAGAUUUAAAAUCUGAAUAAGUGAUAAUGAAACAGUCCUAUUUAUAUUGAUCUCGGACCUGGUCAACAUGUUGCACAAUAUGGCCACUAUAAAUAUAAGGCAUAUCGCAGCAUUUUUUAUAAGGAUAGGCUUUGUCGUUAAAUCUGUGUAGAGUUUGUUUACUUGAACUUACUCUGUUGUAUGUCCUGCUUGCACAAGUUGCUAGUUGACAUUCACUAUUCCAUGAUCUUCAAAGUGUUUUCAAGCUGGUCUUGAACCAGUGUUUUUGUGACGCCUGAAACUUUAAUUACAGCUAAAUUGGAAAGACAAUCGCAGAACACUGUGAUAUCAGAUAUUAUCACCGCACACAAAAAACGUGGACACAAAAUUUGACUUCAUGAUCUCCCAACAUCUGUACUUGGGAGAAACAGUGAUGUCAUGCACACCCUUCCCCGACAUUGUAGCUGGGCAUGGUGACCAACAAAGCUUUUAAAAUGAAGGAAAACAUGAGCCUGACUUGCAAAAUGAGAAAUGAGGCUGUGUUAUUUCUGAGUUGCUGCCAUAUCUGCAACAUCUCCACUCUCAAGUUCGUUUGCUCUGAAGCCUCAGACUCAGGAUUUGAAGCAUUUUGCAAAUUAGUGUACGCAUAAAACGGUGCCCUUUUCUGUUUAUAAAUUAAAAAUGUUCAACAGUAA
This is a messenger RNA of Dermacentor silvarum, 2826 nucleotides long. RefSeq names its product pyruvate dehydrogenase E1 component subunit beta, mitochondrial-like (gene Pdhb). Gene Ontology annotation, molecular function: pyruvate dehydrogenase (acetyl-transferring) activity. The record is from RefSeq and is a predicted model, not a curated record. NCBI's taxonomy places the organism in Eukaryota, Metazoa, Arthropoda, Arachnida, Ixodida, Ixodidae. Gene Ontology annotation, biological process: pyruvate decarboxylation to acetyl-CoA.